GCUCGGCGUUUACCAGGAGGCUCUUUUAGGGUCCUAGCGUUGCUCAGAGACGCGUUGUUGUCGUACAUGUUCAGUGAAUCUCCUGGAACCAAACCGAGAAUUUUCUUCACAAAAUAGCGAUAUUUUUCCAGCCGUGAGUGCAGACAAUCUGUCGACGAGCCCUAAAUAUAUCUUCCUGGGAUUGUAAGGCAAUAUUCUGCCGUAAAUAGUGAUUUAGAUAGCUUAGGUUCCAAACACGCUAAUCUGCUAAUUAGCCAGCUAGCCAAAGCGAGAUUCGGACGUUACCUAUCUUCGGGAAUAUAGACUUCAUUAUACGUUUUACGGUUUAUUGCUCGCAAAGAUGAACUAAAUGAGCUGUUCGUGUGAUGGAGUAAAGCAGCGGCGGCUGUCAUGAUCGUCUAAUCCCGCGGUGUUAAGAGGCUCAGUGUUUAAACUCCUGCGGCUCUCUCUCUCGCGAUGGACGCAGGAGGCAUUUCUGACCUGGACCUGGACAAAUACGACGCCGAUGAGCAGGUCAAGAUCAUCUGCCUCGGAGACAGCGCUGUGGGCAAAUCCAAGCUUAUGGAGAGAUUCCUUGUUGAUGGAUAUCGUCCUCAGCAGCUCUCCACAUACGCUCUGACUCUCUACAAAUACACCACCACCAUCAAUGGGCAGACUGUCCUGGUUGAUUUCUGGGAUACUGCAGGACAGGAACGCUUUCGAAGCAUGCACCCGUCUUACUACCAUAAAGCUCAUGCCUGUAUCAUGGUGUUUGAUGUCCAGAGGAAAAUCACAUAUAAGAACCUCCCAAUUUGGUACAAAGAACUGCGAGAGUAUCGGCCAGAGAUUCCCUGUCUGGUGGUCGCUAACAAGAUCGAUGCUGACAUGAAGGUCACCCAGAAGAAUUUCAGCUUCGCUAAGAAACAAGGUCUGCCCUUCUACUUUGUAUCUGCUGCUGAUGGGACCAAUGUGGUCAAGGUGUUUAAAGAUGCCAUUCAGAUGGCUCUGUCCUACAAGAGGAACUCCAACGACUUUAUGGAUGAAGUCAUGAGGGAGCUAGAGAAUUUUGAUUUAGACAGUAAAGAAGAAUCAUCUGAUAAAGACGAGGAGACGCAAGAGGGAAAACCGGACUCGGCGUGAUCAUAUCACAUUCUCCUCCGCUGCUCCUGCACUUGCACUGAUGAGUUCCUCAGAUCAUGGCUGUCCU
Sinocyclocheilus grahami is the source of this 1186-nucleotide messenger RNA. Its product is annotated as rab-like protein 2A. The record is from RefSeq and is a predicted model, not a curated record. The transcript is spliced from 8 exons. Gene Ontology annotation, molecular function: GTPase activity; GTP binding. The coding region runs from base 457 to 1119 and encodes 220 amino acids. NCBI's taxonomy places the organism in Eukaryota, Metazoa, Chordata, Actinopteri, Cypriniformes, Cyprinidae.